This is a messenger RNA of Hibiscus syriacus, 1295 nucleotides long. Its product is annotated as transcription activator GLK1-like. Lineage: Eukaryota; Viridiplantae; Streptophyta; Magnoliopsida; Malvales; Malvaceae. Bases 23 to 1201 code for a protein of 392 amino acids. Gene Ontology annotation, molecular function: transcription cis-regulatory region binding; DNA-binding transcription factor activity. The record is from RefSeq and is a predicted model, not a curated record. Gene Ontology annotation, biological process: positive regulation of DNA-templated transcription. The transcript has 5 exons. Gene Ontology annotation, cellular component: nucleus.
GCUUUGCCGAGUAAUUGUAUUAAUGCUAGCCGUGUCACCUUUGAUUAACACGAGGAACGAUGAGAGCAAAGGAAAGAUGGAGAGUUUCGGUAUUAUUAGCUUGGAAGAGUUCCCAGAUUUCGCCGACGGAAAUUUACUCGAAAGCAUUGAUUUUGACGAUCUUUUUGUUGGCCUCGAUGAAGGUGGUGUGCUACCGGAUUUGGAGAUGGACACUUCAGUAGGGAAAAUCAAUGAAGAUGCUAAUCAAAGGAAAGAUGAGGAAGAAGAUAAGGUUUCGGGUUCAGGUUCGAGCUCGAGUUCGAGUAAAGGGGAGGAGAUUUUGAGCAAGAGAGAGGAACCUAAUGCAGUUGAUAAAACAGCUUCCAAACAUGGUGUUAAGGGAAGAAAAUCUUCAGGACAAGGAAAAAAUAACAAACAAGAGAAGCGAAAACCCAAGAAGGUGGAUUGGACGCCGGAGCUUCAUCGGAGGUUCGUUCAAGCGGUGGAGCAGCUCGGGGUGGAGAAGGCGGUGCCUUCAAGGAUUUUGGAGCUUAUGGGCAUCGAUUGUCUCACUCGCCAUAACAUUGCCAGCCAUCUUCAAAAAUAUAGAUCUCAUCGGAAGCACUUGCUAGCUCGUGAGGCCGAGGCGGAGAGUUGGAGCCACAGGAGGCAAAUGUACGGUGGCGCCGCCCCGGCUGGUGGAGGCAAGAGGGAUAUAAAUCCAUGGGUUGCACCCACCAUGGGUUUCCCUCCUGUGUCACCACCCAUGCACCACCAUUUUAGGCCUUUGCAUGUAUGGGGUCAUCCCACCAUGGAUCAAUCCCUCGUGCAUUUAUGGCUUAAACAUCCAGGCCACACACCGCCGCCACCACCGUCGACUUGGGGACCUCCACCUGCAACAAAUCCCUCGUUUUGGCAUCACCACCACAAACUCGUAACCCCAGGAACACCUUGCUUUCCCCAGCCAAUGGCACCAACGAGAUUUGGUGCAGCACCGGUCCCGGACAUUCCCCCACACCACAAGGGCACUGGUGGACAAUCGGGACCCCACCCUCUCGUUGCCUGCCACCCGACGAAUGAGAGCAUAGAUGCGGCUAUCGGCGACGUUUUAUUGAAACCGUGGCUGCCGUUUCCUCUCGGACUGAAGCCGCCAUCCACCGAUAGCGUUCUGGGAGAGUUGCAACGUCAAGGAGUGCCCAACAUACCACCCUCCCGUGCAUGAUCACCUUAAUUCGACGACAUAACCUUGUGUUAGGUUCUUGUAGAAAUCUAAUUUCGUUUCGUUUUUUUUUAGUAAAACUUGGUUCUUCUUGUUC